Messenger RNA from Anguilla rostrata (American eel), 4999 nucleotides. Its product is annotated as collagen alpha-2(I) chain-like. Lineage: Eukaryota; Metazoa; Chordata; Actinopteri; Anguilliformes; Anguillidae. Gene Ontology annotation, biological process: extracellular matrix organization. The record is from RefSeq and is a predicted model, not a curated record. Gene Ontology annotation, molecular function: extracellular matrix structural constituent conferring tensile strength. The coding region runs from base 136 to 4185 and encodes 1349 amino acids. The transcript is spliced from 50 exons.
CGGAUGAUUUUAGCAUCCCGGCAGCCAGUUUCUGUUAAGUUUGGAGUUACUCUGCUCACCAAGACUGCAUGCGUACUUUUAGUAACUAAAUCAAGGCACCGCAUCACAAGGAGUCUGCAUGUCUGACCUGUAGACAUGCUCAGCUUUGUGGAUACUCGGAUUGUGUUGCUGCUCGCAGUAACUUCAUACCUUGCAACAUGUCAAUCUGGCCUAACAGGAGACAAAGGACCCAGAGGUGACAGGGGUCCUCAGGGACCAAACGGCAAAGAUGGCAUGCCUGGACUUCCUGGCCCCGCUGGGCCUCCUGGACCCCCUGGACUUGGUGGAAACUUCGCUGCUCAGUAUGGUGCAAAAGGCCCAGACCCAGGCCCUGGCCCCAUGGGCAUGAUGGGACCCAGAGGCCCACCUGGACCUCCUGGAAGCCAUGGCCCUCAAGGAUUCCCAGGACAUGCUGGUGAGCCUGGUGAACCUGGACAAACUGGCCAGCUUGGUGCUCGUGGACCCCCUGGACCCCCAGGAAAAACUGGCGAAGAUGGUAACAAUGGCAGACCAGGCAAGGCAGGAGACAGAGGUGCACCUGGAGUGCAGGGUGCUCGUGGUUUCCCUGGAACCCCUGGCCUUCCGGGCAUGAAGGGACACAGAGGCUACACUGGUCUGGAUGGACGCAAAGGGGAGCCUGGAUCAGCUGGUGCCAAGGGUGAGACUGGCGCACGUGGUGCCAAUGGAUCCCCCGGUCUGGCUGGCGCACGCGGCCUCCCCGGUGAGAGAGGGCGCGCUGGAGGAGCCGGCCCCGCUGGAGCGAGAGGGAACGAUGGAAACACUGGCCCCGCCGGCCCUGCCGGUCCACUGGGAGCAGCUGGUCCUCCAGGUUUCCCAGGAGCCCCUGGUCCUAAGGGAGAGGUUGGUGCUGUUGGUGCCUCCGGCGUACAGGGUGCUCAGGGUGCAAGAGGCGAACCUGGGACCAACGGCGCUGUUGGUCCAGCUGGCCCUGCCGGCAACCCUGGUAACAAUGGUCUGGCUGGUGCCAAAGGUGCUGCUGGUACCCCUGGUAUUGCUGGUGCCCCUGGUUUACCAGGACCAAGAGGUGGACCUGGAGCACAGGGAUUAUCUGGACCCGCUGGACAAAGAGGUCUGAGUGGUGAUCCUGGUCUAUCUGGUGCCAAGGGAGAUGCCGGUGUAAAGGGAGAGCCUGGUUCUGCUGGUCCCCAAGGUCCCAUUGGCCCUGCCGGUGAGGAAGGCAAACGUGGUCCAACUGGAGAAGUGGGCCUAACAGGUCUCAUUGGCAACCGUGGAGAGCGAGGUGUUCCUGGAGCUCGUGGUCUUCCUGGAGUCGAGGGCAGAGCUGGUCCCAUGGGCAUGCCUGGUGCCCGCGGUGCCUCCGGUGCCGCUGGCCCUCGGGGCCCCCCUGGGGAUGCAGGCCGCGCUGGUGAGCCUGGUGCUGCAGGUGCCAGAGGUCUUCCAGGCAGUCCUGGAAGCGGUGGUCCCCAUGGAAAGGAAGGCCCAACUGGUGCUCCUGGAGCUGAUGGUCGCACUGGACCUGCUGGCCCAACUGGGCCCAGAGGACAGGCUGGUACCAUUGGUUUCCCUGGUCCCAAGGGCCCUGCCGGUGCACCUGGAAAGCCUGGUGACAAAGGUGCAACUGGACCAGCUGGCUUGAGAGGUGCCCCUGGACCUGAUGGUAAUAACGGGCCUGCUGGAGCAAUUGGAGCUGUUGGUAACGCAGGACCAAGAGGAGAAACAGGACCUUCUGGUGCUCCUGGUUUCCAGGGUCUCCCUGGCCCAGCUGGCGGUGUUGGUGAGGCUGGAAGACCUGGCAACAGGGGUAUCUCUGGAGAGAUGGGACCUCAUGGCCCUGCUGGGGCAAAGGGAGAGCGUGGUAACCCUGGGCCUGCUGGAGCAACUGGCUCUCAGGGCCCCAUUGGAACUCGUGGCGCCACUGGACCCCCUGGAGCUGAUGGAGGACCAGGUGAGCCCGGUCUUGCCGGACUCGCUGGUAAUGCUGGACCCCAAGGACCCUCCGGAAUGCCCGGUGAGCGUGGUGCAGCCGGCACCCCUGGAUCUAAAGGCGAGAAGGGAGAGCUUGGACACAGAGGACCAGAGGGUAACGUUGGCAGAGAUGGCGGUCGUGGUGCUCCUGGACCCAGCGGACCCCCUGGACCUUCUGGUGCUAAUGGUGAAAAGGGUGAGAGUGGUUCUUCUGGCCCAGCUGGACCUCCUGGUGUUCGUGGUGCACCUGGAGAGCGUGGUGAACGUGGUCCUGCAGGAUCUGCUGGCUUUGCUGGUCCCCCCGGUAGCAGUGGCCAGGCUGGUGCCAGAGGAGAGAAAGGUGUCGCUGGGGCUAAGGGAGAACUUGGCGCCCCUGGUCCUGCUGGCCCUGCCGGAAACUCUGGACCUGCUGGCCCAGCUGGUCCUGGUGGACCCCCAGGCGCCCGUGGUGAUGCCGGUCCCACUGGUCUGACUGGGUUCCCUGGCCCUGCUGGACGCGCUGGAGCUUCCGGCCCAGCUGGCAUUGCUGGACCCCCUGGCCCCACGGGUGCUGCUGGGAAGGAAGGCCCCCGUGGUCCUCGUGGUGAUCCUGGCCCAGGUGGUGCCCAGGGACCUACUGGUAUGGUUGGCCCUCCUGGUAUGCAGGGAGAAAAGGGAGCCCCUGGACAGGCGGGUACUCCAGGUCCUGCUGGCUCCCCUGGACCCCAGGGUGUGCUUGGUUCUCAGGGCUUUGUUGGUCUUCCUGGCUCAAGAGGUGACCGUGGUCUUCCUGGUGGCUCUGGGGCAGUGGGUGAGCCCGGUCGGUUAGGCCCAGCUGGAGCUCCUGGUCCCCGUGGUCCCGCUGGUAACACUGGUAUGCCUGGCAUGACUGGCGCUCCUGGAGAUGCUGGCCGUGAGGGUAGCCCUGGUAAUGAUGGUCCCCCAGGCCGACCUGGUGCUGCUGGCAUUAAGGGCGAUCGUGGAGAGCCUGGAGCUCAUGGUGCUCUGGGCUUAGCUGGAGCUCCCGGAGCUGUGGGGCACACUGGUGCUAUGGGCAGACCUGGAAACCGUGGAGAGCCUGGUCCUUCUGGUGCUGUUGGACUUGUUGGCCCCGCUGGUGCCGCAGGUGCUGUUGGUCCUGCCGGAGCUCGUGGUGAGAAGGGUGGGCCUGGAUACAAGGGAGACAGAGGCAUGAAGGGACUGCGUGGAUUCCCCGGUAUGCAGGGAAUGAACGGGCCAGCUGGUAUGUCUGGUGAGCAAGGUUCUGCAGGUCCUGCUGGCCCCUCCGGUCCCAGAGGCCCAGCUGGUCCCCAUGGUCCCCACGGAAAGGACGGCAGAGCUGGCCCUCACGGUCCCGUGGGACCUGUCGGCCACCGCGGUCCACCCGGUCACAUGGGCCCAGCUGGCCCCCCUGGAUCCCCUGGUAUUCCUGGCCCUCCUGGUCCUGCUGGCAAUGGCUAUGAAUUUGGCGGUUAUGAUGAGUACAGAGCUGACCAGGGAGCCCUCAGAGCUAAGGACUACGAGGUCGAUGCCACAAUAAAGUCUCUUAGCACCCAGAUCGAUAGCAUUCUCUCCCCAGAAGGCUCAAAGAAGAACCCUGCUCGCACCUGCCGUGACAUCAGGCUCGGCCACCCAGAUUGGACCACCGGAUUUUACUGGAUCGAUCCCAAUGAGGGCUGCAUCUCGGACGCUAUCCAGGCCUACUGCGACUUCUCCACUGGAGAGACCUGCAUCCACCCCAAGCCUGCCAGCAUCGACCGCAAGAACUGGUACAGGAGCAGCGAGAAGACACACGUCUUCUUUGGCGAGACGAUCAACGGUGGCUCAGAGUUCACAUACAAUGAUGAGACCAUUAGCACUCAGUCCAUGGCCACACAACUGGCCUUCAUGCGCCUGCUGGCCAACCGCGCCUCCCAGAACAUCACCUACCACUGCAGGAACAGCAUCGCCUACAUGGACGCUGAGAGCGGUGACCUGAAGAAGGCCGUUCGGCUGAUGGGCUCCAAUGAUGUGGAACUGAGGGCAGAGGGCAACAGCCGCUUCACCUACAACGUGCUGGAGGAUGGCUGCACUAGACACACUGGCCAGUGGGGUAAGACAGUCAUCGAGUACAGAACGACAAAACCAACUCGCCUCCCCAUCCUUGACAUCGCACCAAUGGACAUCGGUGGAGACGAUCAGGAAUUUGGUUUGGACAUUGGCCCAGUCUGUUUCAAAUGAAUGGACCCACGAUAAAAUAAAAUAAAAAAUGAAACGCCUUUCCUCUGUUUUUUUGAUACCAAAUGUUCACUCUUUCUACUCAUCUAAAACUGCUUAAACUGGGGCCUAUUGGUGAAGACAAAAUUGGACUGAAUGGAGCAUGGUGCAAUGCAAAUUAACACAGCAGCCUGAGACGUACAGGGAACACCUUGUCAAGGGGACAUGCCAUCGUUUGUAAAAUAAGAAAAGUGUAAUAAAAAUCAGGAAGAAUCACAUGUCAACUGUGGUCCUUGUGUAUUUUCUGAGGAGGAAGUUUAAAACCACAGCUUCCAAAGGUUUAAGCUACCUCGUCUGUGUUAAAGUCUGACCCACACAUCCUAAACGUACGAGUCGGAAGGCCUCGGUUAGCCCCCUGUCAAAGGUGCUAAGCUCAGUAUUAUGUGGCGCAAAAACUUGAAGCAGUAUUACGGUGCUAUAUGUGCAAACUGCAAGGGAAACCACUUUACUGUACUGCAUUGUGCUGUCUUGGAUACAGAGUUGUCUUGCUGAUAACCCCCUCGUUAAGCAGGUGGACCAUUCCAGUUGUUUGUUUUGUUUUGUUUCCUUUUGUUUCAUUUUUUUAGUUUGGUAACAUCGUCUCUCCCCCUCUACUUUUAUUUUCCUCAGUCCCAGUGUUAAUUCUUUAAGUAUAUUUCUCCCCGUUCCAAUGGGUAAAAGAGGCCUCUUUAUCUCUCUCAAACAAACAGAACGUUUAUUGUACCUAUUUUGUAUAUGUGAGAUGUUUAAAUAAAUUGUGAAGAGUUCUGAAAUAAAGCACGUCCAAUGUUCCAACACA